Gossypium arboreum is the source of this 1814-nucleotide messenger RNA. Its product is annotated as high affinity nitrate transporter 2.3-like. NCBI's taxonomy places the organism in Eukaryota, Viridiplantae, Streptophyta, Magnoliopsida, Malvales, Malvaceae. The record is from RefSeq and is a predicted model, not a curated record. Gene Ontology annotation, biological process: cellular response to nitrate; nitrate transmembrane transport. Gene Ontology annotation, molecular function: nitrate transmembrane transporter activity. Bases 56 to 1666 code for a protein of 536 amino acids. The transcript is spliced from 2 exons. Gene Ontology annotation, cellular component: plant-type vacuole membrane; plasma membrane.
ACAUUAAACCAAGCAACUUUCUUGUUUUCUUUACAUAACAGAGAAUCAAGAAAAAAUGGCUGAAAAUGAAGGUUCCAUGGGGACUUCAAUGCAUGGAGUAACGGGCAGAGAGCAAACAUUUGCCUUCUCGGUUGCAGCAUCAUCAAGUGCCCCAACUGAUAGCACCAUGGCGAAAUUUGCUUUGCCCGUUGAUUCAGAGCAUAGAGCCACAACUUUCAAAGUCUUUUCAUUUGCUAAGCCUCACAUGAGAACGUUUCACCUUGCUUGGAUCUCCUUUUUCACUUGUUUCAUCUCCACUUUCGCUGCAGCACCCUUGGUUCCCAUCAUCCGAGAUAACCUGGAUUUGAAACAGGCAGAUAUUGGGAAUGCUGGGGUUGCUUCAGUUUCUGGGAGUAUAUUUUCCAGGCUGGUUAUGGGUGCUGUUUGUGACCUAAUUGGUGCAAGAUACGGCACUGCCUUUCUCCUAUUGUUAUCGGCCCCCACCGUUUUCUGCAUGUCCUUCGUUGCCGAUGCGCAGGGGUACUUGGCGGUCCGGUUCAUGAUCGGUUUCGCCCUCGCCACGUUCGUGUCGUGUCAGUACUGGACCACCAUAAUGUUCAAUGGGAAGAUCAUAGGGCUUGUGAAUGGGUGUGCUGGUGGAUGGGGUGACAUGGGCGGUGGUGUGACUCAACUAUUGAUGCCCUUAGCUUUUCAAUUAAUCCAGCUAGCUGGUGCAACCCCUUUCACUGCCUGGAGGAUUGCCUUUUUCAUCCCUGGCUGGUUCCAUGUCAUUAUGGGCAUCUUGGUUCUAACCCUUGGCCAAGACUUGCCUGAUGGUAACCUUGCUGCCCUUCAAAAGAGUGGUGAAGUUUCCAAAGACAAGUUCUCCAAGGUUUUUCGACAUGCCGUCACCAACUAUAGAACAUGGAUCUUUUUCCUCCUUUAUGGCUUCUCAAUGGGCAUUGAAUUGACUAUUAAUAAUGUCAUCUCAGGAUAUUUUUACGACAGAUUUAACCUUAAAAUCCACACGGCCGGGACUAUAGCAGCAAGCUUCGGCAUGGCCAACUUCUUUGCUCGUCCCUUCGGUGGCUACGCCUCCGAUAAAGCCGCAAGAUUGUUCGGUAUGAGAGGCAGGCUAUGGAUCCUCUGGUUCUUCCAAACCCUAGGAGGUGCCUUCUGUAUCUGGCUCGGCCGAGCCGACUCACUCCCCAUUGCCAUAUUAGCAAUGAUCCUUUUCUCGCUUGGGACCCAAGCCGCAUGCGGUGCGACCUUUGGUGUAGUCCCAUUUGUCUCGCGGCGGUCGUUGGGACUCAUAUCGGGCCUCACCGGCGCCGGCGGGAACUUUGGUUCGGGUUUGACACAGCUAGUGUUUUUCUCCAGCUCCAGAUUCUCCACGGCCACAGGCCUUUCGUUGAUGGGUGCAAUGGCUGUCAUUUGCACCAUACCCGUAGCGUUCUUGCAUUUCCCACAAUGGGGAAGCAUGUUCCUUCCGCCAUCAAAAGACCCUGUAAAAUCAACCGAAGAAUAUUACUACAUGAAAGAAUGGAGUGAAGAAGAGAAAACGAAGGGUUUGCAUGAAGGAAGCGUAAAGUUUGCUGAAAAUAGCAGAUCCGAACGUGGAAAACGGGUCGGUAAUGUGGUUUUAUCCGCACCGACUCCGCCGAAUUCUACGCCGGUCCAUGUUUAAUAUACAUAUGAUCAGUUUAAAUCGAUGUAUAAUUAGCUACUAAAAAACUGAGGUUAUUUUGAGUGCUGCUGUCUUAAUUUCCUCUACUACUAGUUUUUUUACCUUGUAAAAUUAUCCAUAGUAUGAGAUGAUUUAUUACGUACGAAAA